UUAAGAUUUGAAACGCUACAGCUACAUGCAGGACAAGAGAUUGACCCAGUAACUCAAUCUAGAGCGGUGCCUAUUUAUCAAACCACCGCUUACCAAUUUAAAAACUCAGAGCACGGAGCCAACCUUUUUGCUUUGAAAGAAUUCGGGAACAUUUACACCCGAAUCAUGAAUCCAACUAACGAUGUUUUUGAAAAACGUCUUGCGGCACUGGAAGGUGGUGUGGUUGCUUUGGCCAUUAGUUCGGGCCAUGCAGCACAAUUUAUUGCUAUCAAUAAUGUGACAACGGUUGGCGAUAACUUCGUUACAAGUUCAUUUUUGUAUGGAGGUACUUUCAACCAGUUUAAAAAUUCAUUCAAAAACAUCGGUGUUGAGGCAAGAUUUGCAAAAGGCAACGAUUUGGCGAGUUUUGAGGCUUUGAUUGAUGAAAAAACGAAGUUGCUUUAUGUAGAAACCAUCGGAAAUCCUGGUCUAAAUAUUCCUGAUUUUGAAGGAUUUGUAGCUUUGGCAAAGAAAUACGACUUGCCACUUUUUGUUGAUAAUACUUUUGGAGCGGGCGGGGCUAUUUGUCAGCCACUAAAGCACGGAGCACACGUGAUAGUUGAGUCAGCCACCAAAUGGAUUGGCGGACAUGGAACUACGAUGGGUGGUGUAAUUGUAGAUGGCGGAACUUUUAAUUGGGGAAAUGGGAAAUAUCCGCAGUUUACUGCACCUUCACCAAGUUAUAAUGGUUUGGUAUUGAAUGAUGUUUUUGGUAUUUGUGGACCUUUCGGAAAUAUCCAGUUUAUUAUCCGUUGUAGAGUAGAAGGUUUAAGAGAUUGGGGUCCUGCACAAUCUCCUUUCAAUUCGUUUUUGCUUUUGCAAGGUUUAGAAACCCUUACUCUGAGGGUUGAGAGAACUUGUGAAAAUGCACUUGCUCUUGCAAAAUGGCUUGAAGCUCAUUCUGAGGUAGAAUCAGUAACUUAUCCAGGAUUAUCCAAUCAUGCUUCGCAUGAGGUGGCAAAAAAAUAUUUGACUCGUGGGUUUGGAGGUAUUUUGUCUUUCAAAUUAAAAGGAGGACGCGACAGAGCCGAGAAAUUUGUAAAUAGUGAUGCCAAAACUUUGAUAAUUCAUCCAGCUUCUACUACGCAUUCGCAACUUUCAGAGGCUGAGCAAUUAACAGCUGGUGUUGAUCCAAAUCUGUUAAGAAUUUCGCUUGGAAUUGAGCAUAUUGAAGAUAUAAAAGCAGACAUAACACAAGCUUUAGCA
This is a messenger RNA of Darwinula stevensoni, 1245 nucleotides long. NCBI's taxonomy places the organism in Eukaryota, Metazoa, Arthropoda, Ostracoda, Podocopida, Darwinulidae. The record is from the annotation of a GenBank genome assembly.